Molecule: messenger RNA, 1614 nt
Organism: Rhipicephalus microplus (southern cattle tick)
Lineage: Eukaryota; Metazoa; Arthropoda; Arachnida; Ixodida; Ixodidae
Cellular component (GO): plasma membrane
Molecular function (GO): protein binding
Source: RefSeq, a predicted model, not a curated record
UCCUCGGAUGCGUCUUGCAAGGCCGGGCGUCGGCCCAUCGCUCGCGUACCGCGCGUUCUUUCUCGUGCGCGGCUGCGGUUUUAGUGGUUUCCGCGGGCUCGAGAUAGCGAGCGAUAACAGCGACCCGUGCUGCGCCUCAACCCUCGUCGGCUCUUAUCGACUCGAAGGCGGCAUUCGCGGGAACCGGCCGCGCAGGCACAUCGAGCCACGGGUCACCCAGCUCGGCGGCAGGGAUGAAGACAGCACUACUCGUGUGCGCCGUGUUCUAUACGGCUUACGGAGGAUCUGAAUUGCCGCCGGUAUGUCCUCUGGAAUGUCGGUGCCGUGACAACUUUACAGUGGUAGCGUGUUCACACCGACAGUUGCGGCGUUUUCCCGCGCCGCUCCCCCAUAGUGCUGAAGAAUUGGACGUCAGUUUCAAUUCCAUCGAAAAUGUUCCGACUCUCGUUGUUGCGAGGCUCACCAAGGCCACGUUCUGUCACAACCAGCGUGAGGACCAUUACCGCGCGGCACUUUUGCCCACGCGACAGUUUUGCGAACGCUGGACUUCAGCCACAACGGUCUGGUUUCACUGGCAGCCGAUGAUCUGGACGGCUUGGGAAUGCUUACAGACUUGGAUCUCAGUUGUAACGAACUGCGCAAGCUAGAACGGUACGCUUUCCACAGGGUUCCGAAUCUGAAAACGUUGAAGCUAUCGGGAAACCCGCUGAAAUUUGUCGACAGCUCCUGGUUCAAGAACAUGGACGUCCUCGAAAUGCUUGGAAUUGCGGGCGAUAGACGCUUAUAGCCUGGCUGCCGACGCCUUCGCUCUCGCUCCCAGGCUGCAGCACGAUCGAUCUUUCCGAAAACGAUUUCACCGACGUUCCGAGAGAGCUCGAAAGUGCCCGAAAUCUCAGGUUUCUAACGAUGGACCAGAAUCCCAUGGCGAAGUUGAGCAGGACGUCCCUAUUGGGCGCGAGGAACUUAGAGGAGCUUCACCUCAGUCAGAUGCCACGACUCGAAAGCGUUGACAAGGGCAGUCUUUGGCACAUGAAGCGACUCACCCUCGUCAACAUGAGCAACAACGUGCGACUAAAGGAGAUCAGUGAUUCGGCGCUUCAUUGGGUGAAGUCGCCGUCCGUGAGACUUAUACUGACCAACAACAGUUUGCAGUUUCUCGAUUACGCAUACAGCGGACUGUGCGAUGCAGGAUUGCUUAGCCUUGACGGCAAUCCUUGGAUGUGCGAUUGUCAGCUGCUGUGGAUGAGACGCUGCAAUGCAACGCAAGAUCUGAGGUGUAACGGCCCGCCGACGCUGGCUGGCAGAUACGUCGGUGAUUUGAAGCCGUUCGAAAUGAGUUGUCCGCUGAGCCAGCGACUUCUUCUUCGUUUCGAAGAGUCUGUCAGCAACAAACUCAUGCUCACGGUUGUCGGUGCGUGCGCGCUCACGGUUACGUUGGUCGCCGUUUUGUGCUUUUGGCGAGGACGAAAGCGACGACGUCUGCAAAGGGACGCCCCUUACAGCGCCGUCCACUACAGUCACGUGACUUCAAAAGGCAACGCUUCGUAAACGUGCGCAUUAAGGGUGAAGAGGAUGUCGAAGUUUUGUGCAUGAACCCCCCCCCCCCCCCUCCCC